This is a messenger RNA of Pseudogymnoascus verrucosus, 3698 nucleotides long. RefSeq lists its product as uncharacterized. The transcript has a single exon. Lineage: Eukaryota; Fungi; Ascomycota; Leotiomycetes; Thelebolales; Thelebolaceae. The record is from RefSeq and is a predicted model, not a curated record. The coding region runs from base 1266 to 3356 and encodes 696 amino acids. Gene Ontology annotation, molecular function: protein binding. Gene Ontology annotation, biological process: SCF-dependent proteasomal ubiquitin-dependent protein catabolic process. Gene Ontology annotation, cellular component: SCF ubiquitin ligase complex.
CCCCUCCUUCCCCCCUCGUUAGCCUCUCACGGCUCUUUCCUCUUUUACAAAUAGAAUCACCGAACCACAGAACCAAAGAAAUAUCCCCAUACUGUACCGAACUCUACCAAACUCUACCAAACUCUACCACACAAACAUAUACGAAAAACCAUACGAAGCCUAUACGAAGCCCAUACACAGCCUUCCUCACUCCAUCCACACACACAGACACAUCCCUCCUCCCGUCCAUUCCACCACACCCAUCCACCCAAUAACCACUCGACAACUCUUCUCAACCAUCCACUCACACCCACUCACACACCAUUCACACCCUCUCAACACACGCCAUUCACCCGCCAUCCUCCCGCCAUCCUUCCGUUAUUCACACCCCCCCCAUCCGUCCCCUCUGUCCCCUCGGUCCCCUCUACCUCCCUCCCCGCCAAACAACACCAUGACCCGUCGUGUACCCAUAUACAACUUUUGACCGAGACACUCUAUUCACACACCACCCCCCUCCGUGCCUCUCGUACCAUACUUCUCGUCCAUGUGGGUGUGGAUAAAAAGGAAGGGCUCCAUAGAAGAUCAAUUCUGUAUCCUCCUCCUCCACUCCAAGUGUAACAGAUCAACUGCUUCUGUGCAAAUAGUAGCACCGCUGUACCUUCUUCUCCCCCAACCUCCUCCCGCCGUUGUUCCGCUGCACUCUACUUUCUUCUACCUCCCUUCUACCUUUCUUCUACUCGCUGAGCGAAAUACAUUCAAUCAUAGUCAGACAAUCACGCUUGAUUGACACUUGACUGACUCUCCAAUUCUACGCCUUUCAUCAUUUGCUGCCAGGAUCCACGUCCCUUUGCCUCGUCUCUCAAUCCCUUUGUUCAGACGACCUGCCCAGACGACCAAAUCCCCCAUCCGUUGGUUCGCUCCCAUUAGACCUCCCGCAUCCGCAUCGAACCACAUCGGAGACAUCCCGCAAGACACGCAAGCAAACCCUUUCCACCGCACGUCGCAGGAUCUCGACUUCCACUGUCUUCACUUCUCACUGUAUCAUUCGUUUUUCUUCGUUUUCGUUCUACGGCCGCUCAGCCGCAAGUUGCAGUCCUUCACUUCUUAUCAUAAACUCGUCGACCGAGUCGGCGAUGUCUGGUUGAUCAGACGUUUUUUUCUUGUGUUUCCGGAUACGCCACAACUUCGAGAUACACCAUUUGUCGUACAAUAGCGUUGUAUAUUUCCAUUAUCAUUAGCACCAGCGUCUGCCUUUUUAUAGACGCUUCCCACACCCACCACCCACCAUGGAUACCUUCGAACCACUCGACACCAUCGACUCCAUAAUCCCCUCACAAGUUGAGAUGGAGACAACCGAACCACCCCCAAAGCUCAAGGGGAGACAACGCUUCCUCCACAGCCUUCAACGAAUGUCCUCGGCGACCUCCCUCAAGGGACUCAGCAGGAAACGUGCCAUAAGCAAUCCAUACUCGAGCACAAGCAGCAGGGGUUCGGCAAUCAGCUUCUCAAACAUACAAUCGAGCCAGGCGGGCAGCAGCUCGAGUUUCUCGAGGCUGGUUAUGGGACAACAGGCCAAUACGCCUAUAUCUAGCGGGAGCACUCCACCUACGCCCGUAAAUGGACUGUCGAACCUCGCAAGUCGACCGUGGACGGCGAAUUUGGACGAUGGAGGGCCAGGGAGUUCUCCCACCUCACACCCCGGGAUACAGACAGUCGACUCUGAUAUCAUCGAGAUUGACGAGGGAUACUUUGCUCAUCCGGUGGCAUCAUCGGCUGUCAAGCCCAGCACACCGAAUCCGAAUUUUGAUUUCUGGGGCAGCCUACCAGAGGAACUGAGACUAUCAGUUUUGAGCCAUUUACGACCAAAGGAGCUGGUCCGAGCAUCUAUCGUCAGCCGUCUCUUCUACUCAAUGUGUUUUGACGGCCAACUAUGGACCUGCUUCGACGCCUCCGAAUUCUACACCGCCAUCCCCGCCGACUCUCUAGCCAAGAUCGUCUCCGCAGCCGGUCCCUUCGUCAAAGAUCUCAACCUCCGCGGCUGCGUCCAAGUCGAGCACUACAACCGCGCCGACGUCGUCGUGAAAUCAUGCAACAACCUGAUAACAGCCACCCUCGAAGGGUGCCGCAACUUCCAGCGCGCAACCCUCCACGUCUUACUCUCCAGCAACCAGCGACUCGCGCACUUGAACCUCACGGACCUCGCGGCAGUCAACAACGGGUCUUGCAAGAUUAUAUCCAAAUCCUGCCCGCAGCUCGAGUCUUUCAAUGUCUCAUGGUGCAGUCAUAUGGACUCCCGUGGACUCAAACUCGUCAUCGCUGGGUGUCCUAAACUGCGAGAUCUCCGCUGCGGCGAGGUGCGUGGGUUCAGCGGCGCCGCUGGUCUCGAAGUGGCUACGGCGUUGUUUAAGACGAAUAACCUCGAACGUCUCGUUCUGAGCGGAUGCUCAGACAUUACAGACGCGACGCUACAGACUAUGAUCCAAGGCUCCACAGACCCGGACACAGAUAUCCUCACCAACCUCCCUCUCGUCCCUGCGCGAAAGCUCCGCCACCUUGACCUCUCCCGCUGCAACCGCCUAACAGACACCGGUCUCGAGUCCCUCGCCCACUGCGUCCCCUACCUACAGGGUCUCCAACUCUCCUCCUGCGCUCUGCUAACCGACUUCUCCCUCUCCGCCCUCGUCGCCACGACACCCUACCUCACGCAUUUGGAUCUCGAAGAAGUGAGCAACCUGAGUAACACCUUCCUCUCCGCCCAUCUCGCGAAAUCACCCUGCGCACCGCUCUUAUCACACCUGACGCUGUCCUACUGCGAGAAUAUCGGGGACGUAGGAGUCCUCCCACUUCUCCGCGCCGCAACGGGACUGAAGGCGUUAGACAUGGACAACACCGCCAUAACCGACCUCGCCCUCGCCGAAGCCGCCCUCAUGGUCCGCGACCGCGCCUCCCGCACCCCCUUCCCCCUCCCAACCUUCCCGCAAGGCGCCCGCGCCACCCCAACCCUAAAACUCGUCAUCUUCGACUGCCCCCACAUAACCUGGCCCGGGAUCCGGGAGAUUCUGUCCCGGAACUCGGAGAUGCUAUCUCUCCCCCCCAACAGGCGGGAAGUCAUAGCGCUUAAAUGCUUUUAUGGGUGGCAGAUGACGGUUGAUGAGCAUUUGAAGAGGGUGCUGGGGGGGGAGAGACAUGGCGCGGAGAGGCUGGAGAGGAAGUGGGCGGAGCAUAUGGUUGCUAGUGAGGAGGUUGGGGAGGGGAGGGGAGGGAGGAGGAGGAGGAGAAGGGCGAGGGAGGCGGAGAGGGGGUUGGAUGAGGAGGGGGGUGGGGUGGUGGGAGGAGGGAGGAGGAGGGCGAGGAGUGGGGGGUGUGUUGUUAUGUGAGAGAUUGAUUGAUUUGCGUGGACGGUGGUAUGAUAGGGAGGGAGGGCAUUUUUUGUUUUGUUUGUCGGUAGUUCUGUGUUUGCGGUUUGGCUCUCACUUGGGGCAUGGCGAUGCGAUGCGAUGCGAUGCGCUUUGUUUUGAUCCAUAGACUUGGUGUAGCUUUGCGCGGAGUUUAUGAUUUUUCUGGUAGGGGUGUGGAUGGAUGGAGUGGAUUGGUGCUGUGGAUAUGGAUGAGUAUGACUAUAUGACCAGAGACACUCACGAAGAGGAGCGGGGGGUUGGGUGCAUGUAGAAAUAUCAGUAGCGAAGCAAACACGAUAGAUCAACGAAUUUACAUCUUAC